AUGCUUCAAGAGAAAGAACUUGCCAAUUCAUGUAACCAAGAAAAUGAGGAUAUGAAAAAAUAUAUACGACAACUGGAGAAAGAUCAGUUCAGUAAGGUUAGGGGGACAGCUAUUCCAAACCUAAAAGCAGUACAGGCCGAAAACAAGAAACUGAAGGUACUGAGAAGAAGGGCUCGAAAGGCUCAGGGAAUUAUUUGGACUGCAGCUUGACUGCUCAAGAUUAAAGGAUCCAGAUAGUUCCAAAACAUACACAGUUGAAUUCAAUACUGCAAAGAAAAGGAAGCUUUGAAGAUUUACCUGAUAAUAGUGUCGCACACUAUUAUCGUGACCUAUUGCCAGACACACCAUCUGUUGACCCACCACCUCCCUUAUUAACUGACAAUCUUUCAACUCCUUAACCCGAAAAGCAGUCUAAUUGUGUACACCAAAAUUCAUUCCAGGGUGGAACACAAUAUGCUAAACUAAGUGAGGAUGGCAAAGCCAAGGUUGAAAACAUUUUGUAUCUCAUUGACAAGUUCGGCGUUGGGAUGAGUUCAUUCAUGAGUUGUCAAUGGUAGUUGAUGGAAUGCCAAAGUCCCACCUCAUAAAACAGUGUCGAAUGGACCUUAACAGUGUCUGCAUAAUCAGGUCUACCCCAGGCAAGGCCCCUGGAGCACCGUACUUAUUUAAAGAAUUACUGAUUCAACAAAUAAAACACAUGGUAUGUACCAAGUAUAAUUUUUCACUGCAUGUAGUGGCUUGGAUAAAGAAGAUAUUUUGGGUUUGUUACAGAAGCAAAUUUACCUAGGACUUAUAUUUAAAAUUUCAAACAAAUAGCUUUUAAAAAAUGGGUUUCCAUAAGUAAUGCGAUUCCUUUUCAAUUUAAAACCCACAGGGACAAGCCAAUUUGCUUCAAGAAGGAGAGAAGGCAAAAGUGAAGUUGAGUAGGGAUGGUGCUCGGAUGAGCAGAGUGAGCAAAUUCAUUCUCUUGAGCCGCUCAGUGCUUCAGAGUAAAGAUGAUUUGUUAUCAUCAAAAGGUAAUUAAUAAUAAAACAAUAAAACAUAAACAUCUUCAUUAUUAGACAAAGAAAUCUUUAUUUUCAGUUGUAUUUGUCGAUAAAAAAAAUCAAGCAAGUCAAAUUAUGUGGUUAUGAUUACAACCUAACUUUUAAUACUUACAAGCAUUUCAUUUCUUUCAUUAAAAACAAGGUACUCACACCAUUGCUGUAGUAAAUGGCCCUGAGAACAGCGGAACAUUGGCCAAUAGUUUAAACGAAGUGUUCAAGGAUGAGAAUGACAUCCAAAAGAAUGUCUCCAUAACAACUGACGAAACCGAGUGGACAUCGAACUGUUUCUUGGAGGUGAUUACAAGGUAAAUAACUGUGGAAAGUUUGUCUCGGUACCAAACUGAGGUAACUGGAGAAUUGAAGGCAUAAAUACAUGAACAAAAGUGUUCCUUAUAUCAGACAGGAAGCUCUGAGAUUGUACCCUACUCUUGCAUUCUGAAAUUAUGUCUAUUUCCUCCUAGUUUCUGCUGUUGGUCAUUGGACUCAGCCCUGCUAACUCUGCCUAUGCCUGCGUGUGGUUCAAAGUUCAUAAGAAAGACAGGUAUAAUAACUGACACAUUCAUCACGUUUUGAAAGGAAUACUACCUUCAAGUGAUUUUAAUACUGUUUCACCAAUUACAUAAUAUCACUAUAAAGUACUAUUAUUUAUAAUAAUAAAAUUAUUAACAAUUUAUAUCGUCAAAUUACAGUUGUAUUUUGAACACUUGAAAUCAGUUUUGAGUUCAAAUUCUCAUCGCUAUGUGGAUACAUUUUCAGCUUCAUAAAAUAUAAUCAUAUAAUCAAAUACAACCAAAUAAUGACCUUCUUUUAACAUGGUGUACGCAUGCCAUAUGUAUGUUUUCCGUACGUAAUGAUAUUUAAGCCCCAUAUACAAUACUAUUAUUUACUUCUUUUUUAAGGGGCGACAUGA
This is a messenger RNA of Porites evermanni, 1956 nucleotides long. NCBI's taxonomy places the organism in Eukaryota, Metazoa, Cnidaria, Anthozoa, Scleractinia, Poritidae. The record is from the annotation of a GenBank genome assembly.